This is a messenger RNA of Pogona vitticeps (central bearded dragon), 1643 nucleotides long. The record is from RefSeq and is a predicted model, not a curated record. Lineage: Eukaryota; Metazoa; Chordata; Lepidosauria; Squamata; Agamidae.
UGGAAUCCUUCGGGGCGGAAACCGAAGGCUCGCGCCGCUGACGCCGGGUUGGGGGGGUCUCCGUCCUCGGACUGCGGGGGGCCACGCGCAGAGCGGAAGUGGGCCCUGGGGACAAGGGGGCGGACCGGAAGUGGGGCUCAGCCAGUAUCCAGGAUGCCACACAUUGAUAACGACAUCAAGUUAGACUUCAAGGAUGUCCUCCUGAGGCCCAAACGGAGUACUCUCAAAUCCCGCAAUGAGGUGGAUCUCCUGAGGUCUUUCGUAUUCCGUAACUCCAAGCAGACGUACACUGGGAUCCCCAUCAUUGCAGCCAACAUGGACACCGUGGGGACCUUUGAAAUGGCGAAGGUUCUGGGCAAGUUCUCUCUCUUCACCGCCAUCCACAAACACUAUAGCCUGGAUGAGUGGAAGGAAUUUGCAGCUCAGAAUCCAGAUUGUCUCCAGGCUGGGAAUGUCGUGACCGGCGAGAUGGUGGAAGAGCUCAUCCUGUCCGGAGCUGACAUCAUCAAAGUGGGAAUUGGACCAGGUUCAGUAUGCACCACCCGGAAGAAGACGGGGGUGGGCUACCCCCAACUCAGCGCCGUCAUGGAGUGCGCGGACGCUGCACAUGGCCUCAAUGGUCACAUCAUUUCGGAUGGAGGUUGCAGCUGCCCGGGGGACGUGGCCAAGGCUUUCGGUGCCGGGGCGGACUUUGUCAUGCUAGGGGGCAUGUUGGCCGGCCACACAGAAUCCGGGGGAGAUCUCAUUGAGAAGAACGGCCAGAAGUACAAGCUUUUCUACGGCAUGAGCUCCGAGGUGUCUAUGAAGAAGUACGCUGGAGGGGUUGCCGAAUACAGGGCUUCCGAAGGCAAGGUGGUGGAGGUGCCGUUCAAGGGCGACGUGGAGCACACGGUGAAAGACGUGCUGGGCGGCAUCCGUUCCACCUGCACCUACGUGGGGGCGGCCAAGCUGAAGGAGCUGAGCCGCCGCACCACCUUCAUCCGGGUCACCCAGCAAGCCAACCCCAUCUUUGGGGAUGAAAAGCAGUCCUGAGCACCCUGCUUCCCUGCCUACCUUCCCUACCCAAGGGGGGGGCGACUUUGGAGGACUCUUCACCCCCCAGAAAUGGGUGGCCGUGCGGUCUCCAGGGUUCCGGUGUGUGUGUGUGUAGCCCCUAAAAAUAAUUCCUGCAAACUCUUGUCGUCCACCUCAUUUCAGGACUGCCAGGGAGGGAUUGAGCGGCCACCGAAAGAGCAACUGGUUUGCAUUGAACAUACCCAGUUCCUCCCCAUAUCACACCGUCUGUCCCUCCAAGACCUUUUGUUUCAUUGAAUUCUUGGUUCAUUCCAGUGCAGGAUUGUUCCUCCUGCCCAGACUGGACAGGAGGAGCAGGUAUUCUGCUUUAUCAUGUUUACAUAGUCUUUUUUCCACUCUCUGUCUUUUCUUAAUGUUGGCGUCUGCAUUCCAGGAUUCCACACAAGUUUCUCGAAACCAACCCUGGAGGGAGCCCUAGUUCCACUUCCCCCUCCAUCCCCCGGAUAAGAGAGAGCGAGUUUUCCAUUCCUCUGCGACCCAAAGACAAAGACCCAUAGGAAAAAAAAAAUCACAGGAAAGCUUUGACAGUGUUUACUGAAUAAAGCUGAAUAAACAUGACUCGCAGGGUG